AUCAUAAUUGUACAAAUUGUACAAAGAGUAUCCAGUGUUUGUUGAUCUUGAAGUAACUAAGAAAAGGGAGGGACUAAAAGAGGAAACAGUUACUGUAGGUGUGACGAGAGAAGAACCACAACCCAGCAGUUAUAAAACCAGACGCCUUCACACAUUAGUUUCAUUUAUUGUGUGAGGUUCAUUGACUCUGAGCAACUGAGCAAUAAAUGGCUUCACACAGGUUGAACAUCUUCAAAGGGACCUGAGAAGAGUGUGAGACCAUGACUCCUGUAAAGACGUGUUUCCUGCUGCUCCUCAGCGUCCUGUUCAUCGCUCCCACAGUAUCUGAGGUGGUAACGUCCAUGUCAGACUGUGAAGGGUUUCUGCUUAACAACAAACCUCCUCAGGUUCCAGACGUCGUGAAGAAUGAUAAAAUACAGGACAACAACCGAUACAAAGUCAUCUGUCAGACUUAUAACAAUGUGAGGAGGUUUGUGACGCUUUAUGACACCAAGAACAGGAUCCCAGUGUUUUCUGCUUACAAGUUCACAGGAGCAAAGGGGAAAAGACCACAGACACCCUGGAAGAUGGAGCCACAGGCUAGUGACACUGAUUAAAAAAGCGGAUAUGACAGAGGUCAUUUAUUUCCAUCUUCAUAUGCAAAUCAUGAAGAUGACAAAAUCUCAACAUUCACUCUGACAAACGCUGUUCCACAAAUUCCAUCUUUCAACCAAGGCAGCUGGAACAAAAUGGAGACCUGUGUUAAAUGUAUUGUGGAAAGGUUCUGUGUUAACAGUAAUAAUAUCACUAAAGCCUAUGUAAUAACUGGAGCAAAGCCCAGUGUCAGCAACACAAUCAACAAAAGGGUAAAUGUACCUUCACUGCUCUGGUCGGCGUUCUGCUGUUACAGUGAGAACCUGAACAAGUGGAUAGCGAGCGCGUACUGGGGAGAAAAUCUUAAAGAUGGAGCUGAUAAACCAAUUCUACCCACGAACACAUUAACACAACUCUAUGAUCAGCUGAAGGAUGGAGACAAAGGUUUCCAGCAUCAACUUGUCCAAUGGUUGAAACUGUUGAUGAUCUUUACUCUCAAGUGAAAAAAGACUGUAAUUGUAUUAAGAAAACUAAAGGUUAAUUAUUUCUCCCUCCAUCAAUCACACAUGAAUUUCUUUAACAUUUACCAAUUUGUUACACUUAAUUACUGUACGAUUAGUUACUUCUGACAAGUCUAAUAAUUUAGGAUUAUUCUAUUGAAUUGUAUGAGGUUUAUUAUCUAUAAUUCUACUUUAAACCUAGGGUUUUACAUGUUUACUCAUAUUUCAAUGAGUUUAUGUAUUAACGUUAAUACAAACACCGUCUUCAGCUGAAUAUCCAAACUUACAACUUUAAUAAAUAUUAGU
Betta splendens (Siamese fighting fish) is the source of this 1379-nucleotide messenger RNA. Its product is annotated as nuclease EXOG, mitochondrial-like. Lineage: Eukaryota; Metazoa; Chordata; Actinopteri; Anabantiformes; Osphronemidae. The record is from RefSeq and is a predicted model, not a curated record. Gene Ontology annotation, molecular function: nucleic acid binding; hydrolase activity; metal ion binding.